CUCCUCCUUCUGCGGGGGAGGGGUCACGAGAACUGGCGGUAUUUAUUGAGUUGGUCGUUGAGCGUGAACUGUUACUCUGCUUUCGAAACGCGGACACACGCUCAGGUUAUAACGUUACAUUUUCCACGAGAGGCAAACAUGCAGUUUGACCUGUCAUAUGAGAUGUUCGAGAACAGUACUGACAACAUCUCAGAGGAGUCAGGAGAGUUUGACCUGGACCUGGAGGAGCCAUGUGGCAGUGCGUUGAGCAGCGACUUCAACAGAAUCUUCCUACCUACAGUUUAUGGAAUAAUAUUUUUUCUGGGAAUCAUUGGCAAUGGAUUAGUCAUUGUGGUCAUGGGCUACCAGAAAAAAGUCAAAACUAUGACCGACAAGUACCGGCUCCAUCUCUCCGUGGCAGACCUUCUGUUUGUCCUCACGCUGCCUUUCUGGGCCGUGGAUGCAGCCAAAACCUGGUACUUCGGAAGCGUCCUCUGUGUCUCUGUGCACAUGAUCUACACAGUCAACCUGUACAGCAGCGUGUUGAUCCUGGCCUUCAUCAGUCUAGACAGGUACUUGGCAGUCGUGCGGGCCACUAACAGCCAAGCCACAAGGAAGCUGCUUGCGAGCAGAGUGAUCUACGUGGGUGUGUGGCUGCCUGCAGCCAUACUGACUGUACCUGACAUGGUGUUUGCCCGGGUGCAAAACACAGGAUCUUCAAACAUCCUCUUGACAGAUGAAAGCAUGGAGACUGGAGACUCCAGGACCAUCUGCCAGCGCAUCUACCCACAGGAAGGUGGUCUCAUAUGGACAGUUGUUUUCCGCUUCCAGCACAUCCUGGUGGGUUUCAUACUGCCCGGCCUGGUCAUCCUAAUCUGCUACUGCAUCAUCAUUGCCAAGCUGUCGCGUGGCGCCAAGGGUCAGGCUCUGAAGAAGAAAGCGCUGAAGACCACGGUCAUCCUCAUCCUGUGUUUUUUCUCCUGCUGGCUGCCCUACUGUGUUGGCAUCUUUCUGGACACGCUCAUAAUGCUCAACGUGAUCCCUUCCUCUUGUGAACUGCAGCAAGCAGUGGAGAAGUGGAUUUCUAUCACUGAGGCGCUUGCCUAUUUUCACUGCUGCCUGAACCCCAUCCUGUAUGCUUUUCUGGGAGUUAAGUUUAAGAAAACAGCCAAGAGGGCACUGACAGUCAGCAGCAGAUCAAGUCAAAAAGUGACUCUUAUGACUAAAAAGCGAGGGCCAAUUUCAUCCGUGUCAACUGAGUCUGAGUCUUCAAGUGUUUUGACAAGUUAACAAACAGUCAACAUUAGAGUCUGUGACUUGAUACUCUCAGAGGAUCUAAGCUUUAAUUUCAAAGAACUUACUACAUUUUGUACAGAUGUAAAAAAAAAGAUUUUUUUAUACAUUUUGUUUUUGUUAUUUGUUUGCCUUGUGUACUGCAUUUGUGUGUCUUGUGAGGGUUUUUAUUGUGAGUUUUGCAAAUUUUAUGAUACUCAGAGCAGAUUGUGUCCUCAGGCAGUGCCUCAUUUUCAUUCAUUCAGCUUUACAAUCAAGGUCCAUUUUUCCUGUUUUCAUCUAUACAACCUGUGUUGCAGUAUCAAAGCUCAGGCAAACAAAGCCCGUUUCUGGCAGGGAUGGUAGCUGCAUUAGGAAACAUGUACAUAGUUUGUAGCAUUUUUGUGUUCGCACUUAAGUUGUGUGAUAAUCUGAAAGCUAUUAUUUAUUGCUGUCAUCCACACUGGAAGUUUUGUAAAAGAAAACUGCAUGCUGCUUUUUUUCACCAUUUUAAAUGUUCUUUUUUAUGUAGAAAUAAAAAAUUCAGUGCUUCUCA
Toxotes jaculatrix (banded archerfish) is the source of this 1807-nucleotide messenger RNA. It is a transcript of the gene cxcr4b, whose product is annotated as chemokine (C-X-C motif), receptor 4b. Gene Ontology annotation, biological process: neurogenesis; brain development; G protein-coupled receptor signaling pathway. NCBI's taxonomy places the organism in Eukaryota, Metazoa, Chordata, Actinopteri, Toxotidae. Gene Ontology annotation, molecular function: chemokine receptor activity. The coding region runs from base 139 to 1269 and encodes 376 amino acids. The transcript is spliced from 2 exons. The record is from RefSeq and is a predicted model, not a curated record. Gene Ontology annotation, cellular component: membrane.